Trichoplax adhaerens is the source of this 1350-nucleotide messenger RNA. RefSeq lists its product as uncharacterized. The transcript is spliced from 9 exons. Gene Ontology annotation, biological process: protein phosphorylation; positive regulation of kinase activity; multicellular organism development. Lineage: Eukaryota; Metazoa; Placozoa; Uniplacotomia; Trichoplacea; Trichoplacidae. The annotation marks the transcript as partial. The record is from RefSeq and is a predicted model, not a curated record. Gene Ontology annotation, cellular component: signaling receptor complex; membrane. Gene Ontology annotation, molecular function: ATP binding; transmembrane receptor protein tyrosine kinase activity.
GUUUAUAUUCCUGAUGAUUGGGAGUUUGAACGUGAAAAAAUAGCGCUAUUGAAGGAAUUAGGUAAAGGUGCGUUCGGUAUGGUAUAUCUUGGUGAAGCUGCUGAUAUUAUUUAUGGAGAACUAAAAACAAAAGUAGCUGUAAAGACGGUGAACGAGAAAGCUAGUUUCCGAGAGCGCCAGGAGUUUCUAAAUGAAGCUUGUAUUAUGAAGCAAUUUGAUUGUAAUCAUGUGGUCCGAUUGCUUGGAAUCGUUUCGCAAGGACUUCCACCUUUAGUUAUUAUGGAGUUAAUGGCUAACGGCGAUUUAAAAAAUCAUUUAAGAUCGCUUCGAGAAGAUGCUGAUAGCCCAGAUUAUUACUUGAAACCCAAUCCUAACCGACCUUCCGAUGUACAAUUUCAUAAAAUGGCGGCCGAAAUAGCCGAUGGAAUGUUGUAUCUAAGUGAUAAAAAAUUUGUACACAGAGACUUAGCGGCGCGUAAUUGCAUGGUUUCCGGAGAUUUUAUCGUAAAGAUCGGAGAUUUUGGCAUGACACGCGACGUUUACGCCAGUGACUAUUACCGUAAAGGUGGAAAGGGAAUGUUGCCUGUUCGUUGGAUGCCACCAGAAUCCUUACGAGACGGUGUUUUUACAUCAGCAACAGAUGUAUGGUCCUAUGGCGUAGUACUUUGGGAAAUUGCUACUCUUUCCGAACAACCGUAUCCCGGAAAGUCGAAUGAGGAUGUUUUAAAAUACGUUUUAGAUGGUGGAGGCUUAGAAAGACCACCUUAUUGCUCUGACAAAUUGUACCGCCUCAUGGUUGCGUGUACGCAGUUUCAGCCAAAGUUAAGACCAAGAUUUCGAGAAAUUAUCGCCUUGUUACUUCCCGACUUGCCAGAAUCCUUUCAAGAAAUAUCCUAUUAUCACUCAGAGGAGUGCGCUGAAGCUGCAAUGAAAGAUGAGACAAGAAAUGCGGAGAAAGAACGAGCAGCUGCACUAGGAUUGGAAAUUAGAGACACUGCUAACAGUGCGAACUCGAUUAAUAACGAAAGAUAUGACAGUUUAUCAGGUACCACCCGUAGCAGCAGUAGUAUCUCGAGAAAAAGUACCAGUGAAAGCAGCAACGAUCAAAUUUCCAGUAAAAAUUUAAUACUUAAUAAGAAAGUCUUAAACAGUCAGCAUGGCAGUGGUUCUAUUAUUCAAACUAUUACCGCAUCCCGUGAUUCUACUAUACUGCAGCGGCAAGAAUUUGGCAAAAAUCGUGAAGUUAGCAAAUCUACCCCGUGUGUUGUGGUUACGAAUAAUACGCUAAGAGAGCGUGAAAAACCUCAUACAUUUGGUAGUACAAGAAAUGUUCGUGUGAGCAAGUUAUAG